This is a messenger RNA of Sinocyclocheilus grahami, 741 nucleotides long. Its product is annotated as GTPase IMAP family member 2-like. The record is from RefSeq and is a predicted model, not a curated record. Bases 1 to 741 code for a protein of 246 amino acids. The transcript has 4 exons. Lineage: Eukaryota; Metazoa; Chordata; Actinopteri; Cypriniformes; Cyprinidae. Gene Ontology annotation, molecular function: GTP binding.
AUGGCGUCAGUGAGUGAUCUGAGGAUUGUGCUGAUAGGAAAGAAUGAAUCAGAAAACAACAGUGUGGGAAAAAUUAUACUGGGUACAGAAGCGUUUGACAGUGGAGCUGCAUCUUAUUCACAUUAUCUCAGUGAGAAAAUCAGUGGAAAGGUGGAGAAGACACACAUCACAGUCAUCAAAACUUACCUGCUCCAUCCAAAUUUCCAACAGCAUCAGAUAAUAGAGGCAGCGAGAGAGUGUGUGUCUCUGUCUGCUCCAGGACCUCAUGUGAUCGCACUCGUACUGCAGUAUAAGGACUUCAGUGAGGAGGACACAAACAGAGUGAAAUAUGUGCUGAACCUCUUCAGUAAGCAGGCCAUUAAACACACUAUAGUGGUGACCUCUGAUGAAGAGCCACUUACAUCCAAAUUGGCUUCUAAGAUAUGGAAUAAUACAGUUUCUAAUUUAAUAAAGGAGUGUGGAGGACAUCUUAAGUUUGAUACAAUAAACCUAAGAUGGCGCUCUGAGUUGAUCAGAAGGAUAGAAGAGAUACUCAAGAACGAGCAUGCAGAAUUUCUCAUCUGUAACAAGUAUGAGGAUGGAGGUGAUGGAGCAUCAGUGGAUGAAGAUCUGAGCAGAUCUGGAGCUUCAGACAGAGACGAUGAGAAACAGAAGAAGGAUUCAGAUCUCAAAGAGAGCACAAAAACAGGACGUGAUGGAGGAGGAAAUGACAUGGAGAAAAAUGAGGAGCACUACUCUUGA